Molecule: messenger RNA, 2898 nt
Organism: Camellia sinensis
Lineage: Eukaryota; Viridiplantae; Streptophyta; Magnoliopsida; Ericales; Theaceae
Gene: ARF1
Product: auxin response factor 1
Biological process (GO): response to hormone; regulation of DNA-templated transcription
Cellular component (GO): nucleus
Molecular function (GO): DNA binding
Source: RefSeq, a predicted model, not a curated record
AGAGAAACACCAUAUAAUUAUUUUACUAAAAUAAAAUAAAUAUUUAUAUACUUGCACUGGUCCUGUCGGCUUCAACCAGGCAAAGAAAAGAUCAUCGAUCUCGUCUCCUACCCGCCCACUCUCUCUCUCUCAUCUUCACCCUCUUCAAACCCUAAUUUCUGCCUCCGAUCCACCUCUCUUCGCUCAAUCUUCCAACCUUCUCUGCUCUACAGAAACGGCCGAUUCUUGUAGGGUCUCAAUCACCUCCCGAAUCCGUUGAAUUUCUUAGUUAGUUGAGUUGAGUCAGUGUCUCCUCCAACACAACAUCGGCCUCUAUCACAGAACCAGGUUUCUUUCUAAAUUGGGAGCUUUGAGGAUCUUGGGUUGGUCUUCUCAUGGCACAUAUUGGUGGGCAUCAUUUCUCUGGAGGGUCUCUAUCAGGGCCUGCGAAUGAUGCUUUGUACAAGGAACUGUGGCAUGCCUGUGCUGGACCCCUUGUUACUGUUCCUCGUGAAGGAGAACGAGUUUAUUACUUCCCACAAGGCCACAUGGAACAGCUUGAAGCAUCAACCCACCAAGGAUUAGAUCAACAACUCCCUUCAUUCAAUCUUCCAGCAAAAAUACUUUGCAAAGUAAUGAAUGUUCAGCUGCGGGCUGAACAAGAGACAGAUGAAGUUUAUGCGCAAAUAACUCUUCUACCUGAAGCAGAUCAAAGUGAGGUCACCAGCUCAGAUCCACCUCUUCCAGAACCUCAAAAGUGCAAUGUCCAUUCAUUUUGCAAGACACUUACUGCAUCUGACACGAGCACCCAUGGUGGAUUUUCGGUUCUUCGGAGGCAUGCGGAUGAGUGCUUGCCUCCACUGGAUAUGUCCCAACAGCCACCAUGGCAAGAACUGGUUGCAAGUGACCUUCACGGAAGUGAAUGGCACUUUCGUCACAUUUUUCGAGGGCAACCCAGGCGCCAUUUACUCACAACUGGCUGGAGUGUCUUUGUUAGUGCCAAAAAAUUAGUUGCUGGUGAUGCUUUUAUUUUUCUGAGGGGUGAAAAUGGGGAGCUGCGAGUUGGAGUAAGGAGGCUCAUGAGACAACAAAACAACAUGCCAUCUUCUGUUAUAUCCAGUCACAGCAUGCAUCUUGGGGUUCUUGCUACUGCAUCUCAUGCUAUAUCCACUGGAACCCUGUUUUCUGUCUUCUACAAACCAAGAACAAGUCGGUCGGAGUUCGUUGUCAGUGUCAACAAGUACCUUGAAGCACGGAGCCAGAAGCUCUCUGUUGGGAUGAGGUUCAAGAUGAGGUUCGAGGGUGAGGAAGUUCCCGAAAGAAGGUUCAGUGGAACAAUUGUUGGUGUCACAGAAAGUACAUCAUCUAGAUGGCCUGAUUCUGAAUGGAGAUCCUUGAAGGUUCAAUGGGAUGAGCCUUCAUCAAUUUCGCGCCCAGAAAGAGUUUCACCAUGGGAAUUGGAGCCACUUGUGGCAGCAACUUCUCCGAGUUCCCAACCUCUGCAGAGGAACAAGCGGGCACGACCAGCAGUUUUACCCUCGCCAACACCAGAUCUUUCUGCGUUUGGCAUGUGGAAAACACCAGCAGAGUCUCCUUCAGCUUUCUCGUAUUGUGAAUCACAACGUGGGCGGGAUCAUUAUCCUUCCCCCAAAUUCUCCUCAGCCAAUCCUCAUGGCUUCAGCGAGAAUAGUUCCCUCACCCCAGUUUCAAGUAAGCCAAUGUAUUGGUCUAACCAAGCGGAAACCAUGACAGAGUCUUUCGUACCUGUUGUUAACAAGGAAUCCAGUGAAAAAAGACAGGGCACUAGCAACGGUUACAGGCUCUUUGGGAUUGAGCUACUUGACAAUUGUACCAUGGAGGAAACUUUGCCAGUGAUUACAGUGCCAGGUGCACUAGCUGAGAACCAGCCAGUUCCAUCUUUGGAUGUUGAAUCUGACAGGCAUUCUGAACCUUCAAAUAUUUAUCGAUCUGAUAUUCCUUCAAUAAGUUGUGAGCCUGAGAAAUCAUGCCUCAUAUCACCCCAGGAGUCCCAAAGCAGACAAGUUCGGAGCUGCACUAAGGUGCACAUGCAAGGAAUUGCUGUUGGGAGGGCGGUAGAUUUGACACGUUUGUAUAGGUACGAGGAUCUGCUCAGGAAAUUGGAGGAGAUGUUUGAAAUUGAAGGUGAACUCUGCGGAUCAUUGAAAAAAUGGCAGGUUGUUUAUACAGAUGAUGAGGAUGACAUGAUGAUGGUUGGGGAUGAUCCAUGGCAUGAGUUCUGCAACAUGGUGAGGAAGAUUUUUAUCUACACAAAUGAGGAAGUAAAGAAGCUGUCACCCAAGGUUAAACUUCCAGCCAGUGAUGAGGUCAAACCAUGCAAGUCAGCUUCGGAUAAUGCGGUUGGCACUGAGGACCAGUUAUCAGAUGUGGGCCCUGCUCACUGACGUGCCCAUAAAAAACAAAUACUAGAUGGAUGAAUGACCUGGAGAAUCAAUCAGUUGUGAUUUGAUAUUUUAGCAGAGAUGCUAUCCAUGGACAUUGGGUCAUGCUGGAAUGGCUGGUUCAGUUAUUGACAAACGGCAGUAAGGACACACUGGUGAGACAAAAAAAGCAAAUCUUUUAAGUCCACUUGGUGUCUUGGGGGAGAGUGGGCUAAAGGGGAUUUGGGUGCAUUGUUAAUUUUAAUGUUUGUUUUUUGUCAAGGGAAUGUCGUAGUGCUUGCUAGUUUGGACCUUAGAUGGGGUGCGAAAAAACAAUGUCUGCUUCCACCUCUUGUGCCGAAGACUUGGGAGGAGAUGGAGAAAUACCCUCCUCUAUUACUUGCUGUUAUGUUUUGUCGUCAAAGUUAUUUUAUUUUUAUUUUUUAUUAAAAUAUAUAUAGAGGAAAGUAUACCUUCUGGUCAUGUGUACAUAAAUAUAUAUAGUUUUAGCUUCUCAAUU